AAUAAAUGAUAUAUGUUUUUUCAUGUUUUCAUAAAUUAAUAUAAGAUAUAAAGAUUAGCCCAAUUAGGAACUCCAGAAACUCCGACAAGUGUUGAAUUUUUUCUAUCAUUUCGUUGUGACAUAAUACCGCUCGGAGCUCGGACAUAAGCAAGCUUGAACUACAAACAAUUCACAUAUUCACAUAACUACAUACAUACCCAUCUUAUACUAUCGUCGUUAUUGCCAGGACAGAUUCAUGAUGAUGUUUAUACCGUUCCCGAAGGCAAGUCCAGAACUUCAAGCAGCUCAUAUUGCCAAUCAAGAAAGAAUAUGGAAAAUGCAGCAAGCAUCAUCGAGACAGUUAAGAAUCAACGGUCAACCCAAUCGUUUACCAUCACCACCACGAUCACCACGAUCACCGCCAGCAGCGUCUCCUGCCGGUACCGAAGAAGCGUCUGCCGAAUUAUCAAAUACUCUAACGUCGCCAAACUCCGAAAAACUCCAGAAUCCAGGCUGGCCAGGUUACUUUUUUCAGCCGGCUCAGAUGCGGGACAGACCGACUAACUACCCCAUGUUCCCCGACCUAGACGAGCUCAACCAAAUGGAACAGCCGUAUGAAUAUACUAUAGCACGAAAAGAUCUUCCCUCAGGCGUAGAUCUAUCGCAACCACGUGCUCUCGUCCGACCGCGUUUCACGUCUCGAAUCCUCGAAGAAGAACAACAUACAAUAUCAAGCCCCACCGUCUCUCGUGAAGCACAAAGAUAUCUCCAACAAUCGAACCUUUCUCGAAUGACCCGCAGUAUGAAACACCGGGUCACGAAACAAACACGCCAAUCAAAAGGUCGGGAGAGUAAGAACAGAGAUCUCUGGGAGCUGGAUCAGAACGGUAACCCCUGUCGAGCCGUCGACAAGACGAAGAAAGGCGCGAAAUAACGAUAGGUCUCGAGCUGUGACAAACACCUUGUCCAAGCCAACGGGGGCGAUGAAAACGCCCGAUUUUAACGAGGGUAUUAUGAAGUUUUCUUAAUGAUGGUUGUAUGGGAAAAGGAUCUUAGGUUUUGGUUUUUUUUUCACCACGCUCCUUAUCAAGAAUUUUCAAUCGCGGUAAUCCCGAUGUCUCCGGCGCUAAAUCGUGAUGAAAAUCCGUUUGUCCAGCGCAGCGACGAUGGGUGGUUUACGUAAUAGGCCAGGAUUAGUAAUCGGUACAAAUUAGGUAGUAAUCAGUUCUUUCGCUCCUUUACGUUGGGUUGGUUUCUCUGGUGUAAGAGAU
Annulohypoxylon maeteangense is the source of this 1250-nucleotide messenger RNA. RefSeq lists its product as uncharacterized. NCBI's taxonomy places the organism in Eukaryota, Fungi, Ascomycota, Sordariomycetes, Xylariales, Hypoxylaceae. Bases 236 to 913 code for a protein of 225 amino acids. The transcript has 2 exons. The record is from RefSeq and is a predicted model, not a curated record.